Molecule: messenger RNA, 933 nt
Organism: Fonsecaea nubica
Lineage: Eukaryota; Fungi; Ascomycota; Eurotiomycetes; Chaetothyriales; Herpotrichiellaceae
Exons: 3
Coding region: 1-933 (310 amino acids)
Biological process (GO): iron-sulfur cluster assembly
Cellular component (GO): cytoplasm
Molecular function (GO): iron-sulfur cluster binding
Source: RefSeq, a predicted model, not a curated record
AUGUCGCCCUCCGUUCUCAUGGACACCUCUGACGAUUUCGUCAUGCCCGCCUUCAAGGCCCCGCAGUCAUCGAACCGCACACUCCUCCUUUCGCCACCGUCGCUCUCGUCACAUCAAGAAAUACUGACUGGCCUGUUGGAAAUGCACGACCGCGCGCACACCGACUUGCAGAUGUUGGACAGGCUGUCUCUCGGCCUGGUUUCACUCCCUCAGUCCACGUAUGAUGUCAUCACAAUCCUUUCCGAUGCAGAUGGAUCACGUCGUGAAAGUCAAAAUCUGAUCAGUCGGGACAUAUUGGCUUUGCUGGUCAAAGCUUUAAAGAGUGGUGGACAUUUGCGCAGUCAGGACGGGUCUUUUGGGGCAAUGGAUGGCCCAGAGAAGACCGAGACCAUCCUCGCGGGACUUUCUUUCCAGCCAGGAGUGGGGUUCGUGAAGCCAAACUAUGGGGCACAGGACUCAGUCCCUUUGAGAUUUGGGAGAAAGAAGACAUCACAAGCCGCUGGCGGCCUCACCAGCGCAAGGAAUGGCGAGUCUGUGUCGCUGCCGGUCAAUGGCAAACGGAAGAGCACGGACGAUGCUAUUGUGCCUGCGGGUGUAGGAUUUGACGACGGGAUGGAUGAUUCGGACGACGAAUUGAUUGACGAAGAUACCUUGCUAGAUGAAGAGGACUUGAAGAGGCCUAUUAAGAUUCCACAGAAACUGGAAGCUGAAGAUCGAGCUAGACGAGAGAAUGCCGACAAGGCGUUGAACACGAUGAAGUUACAAGCAGACGAUCUCGCUGAGGUCGACUUUACUGUGCAAGGCAAAGUUGGAAGCUGUGGCAACUGCAGCCUUGGAGACGCUUUCCGAUGCGACGGCUGCCCGUAUAUCGGACUACCCGCCUUCAAGCCAGGUGAAGAGGUUCGAUUGCUAAACAAUGAGAUUCAAUUGUAG